AUGAGUGAAUAUUUAUUCGUCUGUCUUCCUCAUUCUUUUUCCACUAUAUUUUUUUCAUCUAUGUUUUUUCAAUCUCAUUCACUGUUUCCCUCAAUUAUUUUUUCUUCCCUCUUUCCACUGAUCUUUAAUUAUCUCGUUUUCUUUCUUUCUCAAUGUUUGUCCUUCCUUCCCUCUUUCCUUCAAUAUUUCGUGGUUUUUUUUUUUCUCUCUUCCACAAUCACAUACCUUUUUUCUCUCUUUCUUGUUUCUUUUCUUUCAUUUUCAUUCUUUCCAAAUUUAUUUUAUUCCCUUUGUUUUUAUUUAUCUUUCUUCUGUCUUACUCUGUUUUUCUUGUAUAACCAUCAGUGUCAUUUUUUUCUUCCAUGUCCCUUUUCAUUCCUUAUUUUCUCUUUUUCUUUUUACCUCAUUCUUAUGUUACUUUCUGUCUUUCUGUUGCUUUUUUUUUUAAAUAUCAGAAGAUUUAUUAUUAUUUAUCUUCCUUUUUCUCUUUCUUUUUUUCCUUUUAACUUUUUUUCUUUUUUUGGUUUUUCAUUCUAUAUCGCCUGUUUCGUUUAUUCGUCCACUCUUUUCUCUCUCUUCUUUUUCUUCCUCAUCCGUUUAAUUUUUAAAUUUCGUUUUCUUUUUUUUUUUUUCAUUCAUGCUUUCCUUUGUUCUAUUAUUCUCUUUUUCUCUCUUAUUCAUCAUUUUUUUGCUGUUAUUUAUUUUUUUUCAUUCCCUUUCCGGACUUUAUCGUUCUUUUUUUCUUUCAUUUCUUCUUUUUCCUUUCAUUAUCUUUUUCCGAUUUUUCUCGCUGAGAUAGUCUAUCUAUCUAUCUAUCUAUCUAUCUAUCUAUCUAUCUAUCUCGGUAUGUUCAUAUAUCUCUUAGCAUAUUCAUACCAUUCCCCAAAACAGGAUCUUCAUAUAUCUCUUUAUAUAAGCUCCUUCAUAUCUAUCUUUCUAUUCUUUCUUCUUUUCUUGCAUUCCCUUUUUCAUUCUUUUCUCACUGUUUUCUCAUUCUUAAUCCUUUCUUUCUUGCCGAAUAUAAAAUGGCGUCUUUCAUUUUUUUUAAUCAUUCUCUUUCCAUAUUUUCCCUUUAUAUCAUUUCUCUUUUCUUUUCUUAUUUCAUUUCUCUUUUCUUUUCUUAUUUCAUUUCUCUUUUCUUUUCUUAUUUCAUUUCUCUUUCCUUUACUUAUUUCAUUUCUCUUUUCUUUUCUUAUUUCAUUUCUCUUUUCUUUUCUUAUUUUCUUUUCUUUCUUUUUCUUUUCUUAUUUCAUUUCUCUUUUCUUUUCUUAUUUCAUUUCUCUUUUCUUUUCUUAUUUCUUUUCAUUUCUCUUUUCUUUUCUUAUUUCAUUUCUCUUUCCUUUUCUUAUUUCAUUUCUCUUUUCUUUUCUUAUUUCAUUUCUCUUUUCUUUUCUUAUUUCUUUUCAUUUCUCUUUUCUUUUCUUAUUUCAUUUCUCUUUCCUUUACUUAUUUCAUUUCUCUUUUCUUUUCUUAUUUCAUUUCUCUUUUCUUUUCUUAUUUCUUUUCUCUUUUCUUUUCUUAUUUCUUUUCAUUUCUCUUUUCUUAUCUUAUUUCAUUUCUCUUUUCUUUUCUUAUUUCAUUUCUCUUUUCUUUUCUUAUUUCAUUUCUCUUUUCUUUUUUCUUUUCAUUUCUCUUUUCUUAUCUUAUUUCAUUUCUCUUUUCUUUUCUUAUUUCAUUUCUCUUUUCUUUUUUCUUAUUUCAUUUCUCUUUUCUUUUCUUAUUUCAUUUCUCUUUUUCUUUUCUUUUUUUUUUUCAUUUCUUUUUUCUUUUUUUUCAUUUCUCUUUUCUUUUCUUAUUUUUUUUCUUUCUUUUUUCUUUUCUUUCUUUCUUUUCUCUUUCCUUUCUUUUUUCUUUUUUCUUUUUUUUCUUAUUUCAUUUCUCUUUUCUUUUCUUAUUUCUUUUCUCUUUUCUUUUCUUUCUUUUUCAUUUCUCUUUUCUUUUCUUUUUCAUUUCUCUUUUCUUUUCUUUUUCUUUUCUCUUUUCUUUUCUUAUUUCUUUUUUUCUUUUUCUUUUUUCUUAUUUCAUUUCUCUUUUCUUUUCUUUCUUUCAUUUUCUCUUUUCUUUUCUUAUUUCUUUUCAUUUCUCUUUUCUUUUCUUAUUUCUUUUCAUUUCUAUUUUUUCUUUCUUAUUUCUCUUUCCUUUUCUUUAUUUCAUUUUCUUUUUUUUCUUAUUUCAUUUCUCUUUUCUUUUCUUAUUUCUUUUCAUUUCUCUUUUCUUUUCUUAUUUCAUUUCUCUUUCCUUUUCUUAUUUCAUUUCUCUUUUCUUUUCUUAUUUCUUUUCAUUUCUCUUUUCUUUUCUUAUUUCUUUUCAUUUCUCUUUUCUUUUCUUAUUUCAUUUCUCUUUUCUUUUCUUAUUUCAUUUCUCUUUUCUUUUCUUAUUUCUUUUCAUUUCUCUUUUCUUUUCUUUUUCUUUUCAUUUCUUUUUCUUUUCUUAUUUCUUUCUCUUUCUUUUCUUAUUUCUUUUCAUUUCUUUUUCUUUUCUUAUUUCAUUUCUCUUUUUUUCUUUUCUUUUUUCUUUUUUUCUUUUCUUAUUUCUUUUCAUUUCUCUUUUCUUUUCUUAUUUCUUUUCAUUUCUCUUUUCUUUCUUUUUCUUUCUUUUUCUUUUCUUAUUUCAUUUCUUUUUCUUUUCUUUCUUAUUUCAUUUCUCUUUUCUUUUCUUAUUUCAUUUCUUUUUUCUUUCUUAUUUCAUUUCUCUUUCCUUUUCUUUUCUUUCAUUUCUUUCUUUUCUUUUCUUAUUUCAUUUCUCUUUUCUUUUCUUAUUUCUUUUCAUUUUUCUUUUCUUUUUUAUUUCAUUUCUCUUUCCUUUUUAUUUCAUUUCUCUUUUCUUUUCUUAUUUCAUUUCUCUUUCUUUUCUUAUUUUUCUCUUUUCUUUUCUUAUUUCUUUUUUUUCUCUUUUCUUUUCUUUCUUUUUUCUUUUCUUUGCUUAUUUCAUUUCUCUUUUCUUUUCUUUCUUUCAUUUCUCUUUUCUUUUCUUUUUCUUUUCAUUCUUUUUUCUUUUCUUAUUUCAUUUCUCUUUUCUUUUCUUUUUCAUUUCUCUUUUCUUUUCUUAUUUUUUUCUCUUUUCUUUUCUUUCAUUUCUCUUUUCUUUUCUUAUUUCAUUUCUUUUCUUUUCUUAUUUCUUUCUUUUUUCUUUUCUUAUUUCUUUUCAUUUCUCUUUUCUUUUCUUAUUUCAUUCAUUUCUAUUUUCUUUCUUUUUUUUUCUCUUUUUUGCUUAUUUCUUUCUCUUUUCUUUUUCUUUUUUUUCUUUUUCUUUUUUUCUUUCUCUUUUCUUUUUUGUUUCUUUUCUUUUCUUAUUUCAUUUCUUUUUUUUCUUAUUUCUUUUCAUUUCUCUUUUCUUUUCUUUUUCUUUUCAUUUCUCUUUUCUUUUCUUAUUUCAUUUUCUUUUCUUUUCUUUUUCAUUUCUCUUUUCUUUUUCUUAUUUCUUUUUUCUUUCUCUUUUCUUUUCUUUUCAUUUCAUCUUUUCUUUUCUUAUUUCAUUUCUCUUUUCUUUCUUAUUUCUUUUCAUUUCUCUUUUCUUUUCUUAAUUUCAUUUUUCUUUUCCUUUUCUUAUUUCAUUUUCUUUUUUAUUUUCUUUUUCUUUUCAUUUCUCCUUCUUUUCUUAUUUCUUUUUUCUUUUUUUUUUCUUUCUUCAUUUCUCUUUUCUUUUUUUAUUUUCUUUCAUUUCUUUCUUUUCUUUUCAUUCUCUUUUCUUUUAAAAGCAUUUCUCUUUUCUUUUCUUAUUUCAUUUCUUUUUUUUCUCUUUCAUUUUUUUUUUCUUAUUUCAUUUUUGUCUUUCUUUUCUUAUUUCUUUCAUUUCUCUUUUCUUUUCUUAUUUCAUUUUCUUUCCUUUACUUAUUUCAUUUCUCUUUUUUCUUUUUUCAAAUUGAGCUUUUUCUUUUCUUAUUUCAUUUCUUUUUCUUUUCUUAUUUCUUUUCUUUCUCUUUUCUUUUACUCUUUCUUUUCAUUUCUUUUUCUUUUUCAUUUCUUCUUUCUUUUCUUUCUUAUUUCAUUUCUAUUUCAUUUUCUUAUUUCUUUUCAUUUCUCUUUUCUUUUCUUAUUUCUUUUCUUUUCUUUUCUUAUUUCAUUUCUCUUUUUCUUUUCAUUUCUUUUCUUUUUUUUCUUUUCUUAUUUCUUUUCAUUUCUUUUUCUUUUUUUAUUUCAUUUUCUUUUUUUCUUAUUUCAUUUCUCUUUUUCUUUUUUCUCUUUUCUUUUCUUAUUUCUUUUCAUUUCUCUUUUCUUUUCUUAUUUCAUUUCUCUUCUUUUUCUUAUUUCUUUUCAUUUCUUUUUCUUUUCUUAUUUCAUUUCUCUUUUUUUUUUUUCAUUUCUUUUUUCAUUUCUCUUUUCUUUUCUUAUUUCAUUUUCUUUUUUUUCUUUUUCAUUUCUCUUUUCUUUUCUUAUUUCUUUUUUUUCAUUUCUCUUUUUUUCUUUUUCUUCUUAUUUCAUUUCUCUUUUCCUUUACUUAUUUCAUUUCUCUUUUCUUUUCUUAUUUCAUUUCUCUUUUUCUUUUUAUUAUUUCUUUUCAUUUCUUUUUCUUUUCUUAUUUCAUUUCUCUUUCCUUUACUUAUUUCUUUCUCUUUUCUUUUCUAUUUCUUUUCUUCUUUUUCUUUUCUUAUUUUCAUUCUUUUUCUUUUCUUUCUUUCUUUUUCAUUUCUCUUUUCUUUUCUUAUUUCAUUUCUCUUUUCUUAUCUUAUUUCAUUUCUCUUUUCUCUCGUAUUUGACCGGCCUACUCAGUGCUCCAUCCAGCCGGUGCCCAGCAGGAGCGCCACAGAUAGGGCCAGUUCUUUUCCUCCGAUGGCCACUAACGUCUUGUUCCAGCAAAUUUCGUCUCGCUCCAUCGCACGCCGUCCGCAUGAUGCCACAUAACGCUUAUUCUCAUUCAUACAAUAGCACCAAACACACUGAUUCUUUCUUUCUUUCUUUUCGCACUUUUUCUGCAAUGGCGGGAAAGGCUUUUGAGGUCGGAAUGAUCCUUUCUUUUGAAAAGAAAGGAAGAAUCCUCCUUACUGUCUCUUUGUUUCGUGACAUAUCAUAUAUAUAUAUUAUAUUUUCUUUCUUGUGUGUGUCUAUUUCAUUCAUGUUGUUUUAUUUCUCCCUUUCUUUUUCUCUCUCUCUCUCUCUUUUUUCUCUCUCUCUUUAUUUUCUUUCUCUCUGUAUCUCUCUUUCUCUCUCACACUUUCUUUCUCUCUGUCUCUUUCUCUCUCCCUCUUUCUGUUUUCUCUCUCACACUCUCUUUCUCUCUCUUUUUCUCUCUUUUCCUCUCUCUUUCUGUUUUCUCUCUUUCUUUCUCUCUCACACGCUCUUUCUCUCUCGCUCUUUUUUCUCUCUCUUUUUUCUCUCACUUUCUGUUUUUCUCUUUCUUUCUCUCUCACACUCUCUUUCUCUCUCUUUUUUUCUCUCUCUCUUUCUGUUUCUCUCUCUCUCUCUCUUUCUCCCUCACACUCUAUUUCUCUCUCUCACACACACUUGCACUCUUUCUUCUCUCCUUCUUUAUUUUUCUUUCUUCAUUUGCUGUCUUUUCUUUCUUUUUCAUUUUAUCUUCAUUGUGUCUUUAAUUUAUUCAUUUAUUUCAUUUUCCUUCUUUUCGUUCGUUUUUCAUGUUCUUCUCCAUUUUUCUAUGUUUUUUUUUCAAUUUUUAUUUACUUUAUCCAUUUUUCUUCCUAUUCCUUCAUAUUCCUCUUUCUUUUUAAUUUUCUUUCAUUUCAUUCGUUUUUUUUUGUUUUCUCUUAUUUUGCCGCUUCUUUUUUUUUUUUUUUUCCUUUCGCUUUCGCAUUUUCCUUUAAUUUUUCAUUUUUCUCUAUUUGUCUGUUUUUCUACAUUUUCAUUCUUCCGUUUUCUUAAUUUUUCUUCACUUAAUACGUUUUUAUUCAUUCUCUUCCAUUCUGUCCGCUUUUUUCACUUUAUCUGUUUUUCGUCAUUUUCAUCAUUCUGUUUUCUUCAUUUAUUCUUCGUUCAUUUUCAUUCUGAGCGGGGUUAUUUUCUCCAUUUUCAUUUUUUUCAUUUCCUUACGAUUUGCCAACUUAUCUUUUUCAUUUCAUUUUCCUUCAUUUUGUCCGUUUUUCUUUCUUUUCUUUAA
Molecule: messenger RNA, 6051 nt
Organism: Acanthosepion pharaonis
Lineage: Eukaryota; Metazoa; Mollusca; Cephalopoda; Sepiida; Sepiidae
Source: the annotation of a GenBank genome assembly